CAGAUCUACAUCCGUGUCAUCAAAAAAGAUAAACAACUUGUCAGGCCGAGUCAGGAACAAUCUGAUGAAUCUCACUUAGACUCUUAGACUAGAGACUCUUAGAUCUAGUUUUGACUCUAGAUCUAUAAGAUGGCAUUUGUCAAGUUAUGCUGAAACCAAAUCAACACUGCUUUACUCAUCCACAUUAGUUGAAGUGUGGUUAACCUGGACACUUGUUGGCAUGACAGUCCUAGUCUCACAGUAGAUGUAUAUUUGUUUCUGGAUUUGCAUUGAUAUAUUUUUGUUACCUACUCAGUGAACUGUAUAUAUUGACUUUUAAAAUUGAGCUCAGCUAUUCCUGUGAACAUAUUAUUGACAAGUUUUUGUAAUUCUGUGAUGCUCAAACUGCUAAUUAAUUUAAGACCAAGAAAUGUUACCCCAUUUCUGUUUACCAGCUUGUAACAUUAUCAGUAUUAUCUGCCUUGCUUUUCUUUUAUUUAAUGUUAAUAUGCCUUCUGCCGAAGCCUUAGUACUCCAAGUGCCAGUUCAAAUAUUCAGCAGUGUGGUGUACAUGCAUAGUAGAGACAGUAACAGCAAGCUUCCAACCAAUCAGUACCGUGUAGUGCAGAGAGAAUUGUCUUCCAAAGAUGAAAGUAGCUUGAAAAAUAAUUUGAAAGGUUACUCUGGAGAUGGAUAUUACAUUGAUCUAAAUAUUGGAACACCCGUUCAAAAGAUGAAAAUUUUGAUUGACACAGGAAGCUCAAACUUUGCAGUUGCGGCAACUCAGGACCCAAACGUCUCACAGUAUUUUCACCAAGACAAAUCAAGCACAUUUGAAAGUUUGAACACACAAGUAUAUGUGCCUUACACAGAGGGUGAAUGGACUGGAGACUUGGGGACAGAUAUUGUUAGUUUGACACAUUCACCUAAUAUCUCUGCAAGGGUCAAUAUUGCCUGCAUUACAAAAUCCAAAAAUUUCUUCAUACCUGAGGCAGAGUGGCAAGGCAUUCUUGGUUUGGGCUAUAAAGGCUUGGCUCGGCCAUCUUCUUCUAUCACUCCAUUCUGGGAUAGUGUCCUUGAGUCUCAUCCAGACCUAGAAGAUAUUUUCUCAAUGUCUUUGUGUGGUUCCGCAUUUGUUCACACCAGUGGAGAACUUUUACGUCAAGGUUCACUGAUUUUUGGUGGAAUUGUGCCAUCGUUGUCUAGAACUCCCCUGUUAUAUGCGCCCAUAACUCGAGAGUUGUACUAUGAAGUGGUGCUGACAGACAUUGCUGUGGCCAAUAAACCUUUAGGGCUACAUUGCAAAGAGUACAAUUUCGACAAGACAAUGGUUGAUUCAGGAACAACAAACAUUAGAUUACCUACUAAAGUAUUCAAUGAACUAGUUGCUGUCAUACAUAAAGAUGUCAAGGCUGAUGGAAAUGUAUUAGGUAUUACCAGCUCUUUCUAUGAUGGGGAAAGCAUAUUGUGUUUCGCUGACUUAGCCACAUUAUUCGUCUCAUUUCCUGUGAUAUCGUUUGAGCUUAUGAUGUCAGAGAAUUCUUCCUUCAAACUGCACCUGUCACCUCAACAUUAUUUACGGCCAGUUGACAUGAUUUUGGAAGAAAUUGGCUCAUGUGUCAAGUUUGGCUUCUCUCCUUCCAAUGGAGGAACUGUUCUUGGAGCUGUCCUGAUGGAGGCAUUCUAUGUUGUCUUUGACAGAAAGGCUAAGCAGAUAGGGUUUGGCCAGACAGCAUGCCCCUUGCCAGACCCUCGUCACCCUAUUCUGAAUGUCACCAUCACAGGCCCCUUUUAUAAAAACAAGAAUAACAGUGUGUGUAUUUACAAGAAGUCUAGCGCCGACGACCAGUCGUUCCUUGUUGUGUCCUACGUCAUGAUUGGCCUGUCUGUGAUAGUCUUUAUACCUCUUGUUCUACUCUUUGCCCUUUGGAUUCGAGGACGGAUGAAGGAUAUGGAAAACGAAGACAUGUCCGAAACACAGAAUGUUCUUGCUGAUUAAUUAAUGGAUACUUUCUUUAUCCUCUUUUUUUUUUAUUGUUAUGAACAUCUUUUUAUUACUUAUUGUAAACGUGACCUUAUGUAUAUCUUCAAUCAAGUCCUUUUUUGUUAAGAUCUAUUUUUUUUUAAGGUAAAAAAAAAACAACACAAAAAAAGGCACUAACUCUCUUCAAGUCAGUAAUAUAUCCAUACCCACUGUUUGUGUGACAGAGAAAUGUAAUAUGUAAAUAAGUACAGACUUAUCCCCAUAUUGAUGGAUAUGGUGUAUCAUUUGUGUCUUAUGCAGAUUGGGAUCUUUAUACAAGAGGGGAAAAACUGAGUUGGUUACUAAGAAGGUUUUGCAGGAGUUGAUUCAUGUACAUUAUUUUUAAUUCAAUCUUUGGAGUAAUUUAUACUGUAGUCUACUCCUCUUAUUAGCAAUACAUCACCAGGAAAAGUAAAAGAGUUACGAGUAUCUCUCAUUGAUAUCACAUGUAUGCAGUGUUAACUCACUUACAAUGUCUACAAUCUUCACUAAAAAUAUAAGAAGGACAAAAAGUGUUUUAUUUUUUUUUAUCUUGUUUCUUUAACAGGGACAAAUGGAUAACCAUUGUUCUGUUUGUUUUCUUUCUAACAGAAAAGGAGGGGGGGGGGUGUUGAUUAGGUAUUUCAUGGAAUCAGCUUUAAAUUUAGCACAUUUCUUCCAGUUUUUAUUUUACGUUUGUUAUUUUAAUUUCAGAUUAACUUUGUGCCUUUUCUAAAUAUUGAUUCUUGACCUAUUUAUAAAAUAUUUUUAUAUACGUUUUUAAAAACAAUUUGAUUUAUGCAAACUUAAUUUGAUGUGAUGAGUGGAAUUAUUUUGUGGUCAAAUGUUUCAUAUAAUGUACUUAAGUCUUCCAAAUAUAUCAACUUUCCAGCUUUGACUUGUGACUUGACUAACAAAUGUCAAUAUUUUUUUUAAAGCACACUGUAUUUUUUUUCCCAAUGAGAAUUAACAUUGGUAAAAAAAAGAGAGAGAGAGAAUGUGCACUUAUUUAGUUGGAGUUCCUUAUUCAUCAUCAUCAUCAUUCCUUUGGGUUCCUCAUGGAACAUAGGACCUCGACAAAAACAUGCCACUCUCCGCUGUCUCUUGCUAGUUUUUUUAUGGUUUCACAACUCUUCCCGGUCUUCUCUGCUUCUUCAAGUACACUACGUCGCCAUGUUCUUUUUGGUCUUCCUCUGCAUCUUGUUCCCUGGGGGUUCCACUCUAAGGCCUGCCUAGCUCCGUUGAUGGUAUCUUUUUUAAGGGUGUGACCAAUCCAUCUCCACUUCCUCUCUAGGAUCUGCACUUCUAUAUUUUUCUGUCCACUCAUCUCCCACAGUUUGGUGUUUUCUACUUUGUUGUACCAGUGUAUUUUUAGGAUAUUUCUCAGGCAUCUGUUGAUGAAGGUCUGUAAUUUUUAUCCUUAUUGCAAAUGUUUAAGUCUUAUCUAAUAAUCUAGUCACAGACUUUCCACUACAGUAAUAGGACAGCAAAUAAAAGAAUAAAAGGAGUUAGUUUCCAACAUUUAAUAUUAAGAGAAAUGAACUCAAGUUGCCAGGGGGGGUCUCAUUGAUCUGCAGAUGAGCACUUAGGAAGUGUUCAUGUGUAUACUCAUUUACAAGGAUCAUUAAUCAAAGAUUAAUUUAUGAAAGCCUCUGAAAUGCAAAACUGAAAGUAGCAUUUCUUACCAGCUAUUAGAUAUAUUAACCAAUAAAUGUGCUGAAUAGUUCUUUAAGGAGAGAGAAAUCGUGAAUCAAUUUCUGAAUGAAGUAAAGAACAUGUGGCUUGAACAGAAGCUAUUGUACUGAAAGCUUAAGCAUUGCCAAAACCAAGGUUCCAUCAAAUGUGCUAACCAGGAUGUUCAGAUGAUAAUUUGUAGUGUGUACAAAAGACUGUAGUGUAGCUAUUUCUUGUGAUCCUGUGGGAAAGGUUUCAUUGCUAGUAGGGGAUUAAUUCAUGAAGAAGACUAAGGUUACUUGUGUCAUAAUAAACAUGACAUUAGGAAGAGGUCAGCAGACCAUUCAACAAACUGCAGAAUUGACAAACUCUUGCUCAAUUCAUAAUGCUACAAAAGUUCUUGUUACUUUUGUUAAUAGACCUUGGUCAAUUCUAUAGAAUAAUGUUAUACAGAAACAUUUAAACAUGUCAGUAUAGAUUCACAUUAUUGGAUAAGAUUGAUUAAUCCACCAAUUUAUUUCUAAUUAGAUUACAUUAGUGAUCAACCUCACUUUUUGUGAUUCCUUUCAAUAACUUAGAGAAUCUCCCACAUCCUAUGAUGCACACGUCAGCACAGAGCUGUAGUGAAAAUGUGAUUUGAUUUCAGUAAAUAGAUGAUUUUUUUUAAAAAGUUUCCAAGGUUUCUUACUUAUUAUUGUGAGAUUUGCUACAAAUGACAAUUUUAGAAGAACAAUUUUGAAACAAUUCUUAUAACGUUAUUGUUCGAAAAACAGUCAAAGAACAAAGUCACCUUACCUAAAUAACCUGUAACUGAAUAAAGUGAUUUAAUUAUUAAUGUUUAAUUAUGUCUUUCAUUUCAAACCUGUAAUAUUAUCUUUUUUUGUUUGUUUUGUUUCACACUUAUUCGACUGCAUUUUAUUGAAUGUAAAACCUGUUGUCAUAUUUAUUUUAUAACCAGACGUUUGAUAUCUGAAACAUAUCCUAGGAAACCUAUUUCUUUAUUUGAAAUGUCUUUCCUCUGCAUGUCAAUAAUUCCACAUCAUCAUGUACUGGUAGUUGUUGUUUUUUUUUCAUGGUUAAAGAUCUCUGUGUACAUUUUUUUUGUUGUUUGAUGGGGGAGGGUAAUUCAUUACUCUUGACUUAAUUUUCACAAUGGUGUUAAUUAUAAUUUGAAAACUUAGUUACUGUUAUCAGUGAUGGCACUAAUAUUUAUAAUACUGUGUUUAGUUUAUUUAUUAUAUCACCCUGCUGUUUGUGAAGCAAAUGGCUUAGAAUUCCAUGGCUGGUUCAUGGUCGCUGCAUUUGAUUCUCAGCCUUAUUGUUAUUACUGGAAUACCACCUUGGCAAUAUUUUUUGUUGAAUUUAUAUUUGAUAACUAAGUAUUUUUCUCUUUUUUUUUUUCCAUUUGUGCCUUUCAUGUGACUUUUGUCUUGCCUUUGAGAUCUCUUUAUCUGUUUCCAACUCUUGUCUUCCAUUUAUAUGAUUUAUUAUCUUAUAAAGCUUGCUACAUUAAAUUGCAGAUAAGUUGAUAUUACCAAAACAUUAUGUAUUCUUCCAAUUUUCCAUGUGUGCCUUGCAUGUUACUAAAUUCUUGUCUACAUGUUUUCUUUUUAAGUGAACUACAAACCUCCCUUUUUUUUUGUUCCAGUGAUCUAAAGAGCUCUCAACAUUUAACUUAAGUUUUGUAGCUAAAUAAGCCUUGUUUACAAUCACUUACCUUUCGUCUGCUGUUUGAUAUGCACUCUGGACUGUCGUUUGAUGGUCCAGAUUUCAAUCCCUGCCUACUACCAUUAUCUUCAAACAUCUGAAGGAACAUCAGAAACACGUCUAACAGGCUAGCAAGUACACAAUCUAUCAAGACCCAGAUAUUUUUCUGUGUUUAAAGAAAUUUCAACUGUUGAAAUGUAAGACAGCAAUGUCCAAAUCACUGCCCAUGACUAUAUCUGGCCCUUAAUAUGGAUUUGUCCAGACUCAAUUUAUUUCAGCCUUCAGUAUUUAUCUGCACAGCGUUAGUUCCAUUGGACACAACAAAUUUUGUUUGAGGUGAUGUCGUCUAUGACCCAUGUGCUGGAAAUGUACAUGGCACUUGGCCAAAUAAGGUUGGUUUGGGUACAAUUAAAAGAUUGGUAUUACUCUUACUAAAGAUAAAAAGGAUUUUUCUGCACAUUACCUCUAUCAAGUUAUAACCCCAUAAAAUGGGUGUCAUAUUUUUCAUUGUGCUCUUUAUCCAGUACACAUUGAGCAUGUUGUUGAACUAAAGUCUUCCAUUACUUACAUGGUGGAUACUUACUAAGCACAUUAGAGAAGUCAAUGUUCAGCAAUCCUUCACUGUUUCUGAAUUUCUUUUCCUACCAAUGUCUCUACACCAGUCCACUGUAAUGAAGUCCUAUACCCAUGUGUUCCUGGCAAGGAGUUAGAGAGUGGAGCUGAUGUGUUCCUCUGUGUUGUCUGGUUAACUCUUACUUCUGUUUUUAUACAUUGCUCAGUGUUACAAGAGAUUUAUUGAUCAAGAUUAAGGACUGCACCAGUGCGAUUAUUCAUUUUGUGUCUUUUUUUUUUGGUCAUAUUUUAUUUUUACCUGAUGUAAUGAUGAUUGAAUUUUUCCUGUCUGGUAUUUAAAUACUAUUUAUUUUGUUUGUUCAUUUCCAAUGCAUUGUUAAAUUUUAUUUCCACACUUACUAAACCUUAGUGUCAAAAAGGGAAAAACGUCUAGAACUUAACACAUUACAAAUCAGGUUGUUUUUUUGUUUUUUUCUUGAAAGCUAAAAUCUUUCUGCUGAGAUAAACAUUGUGCCCUUUAGAACAAUUUUGUUUUUUCUGAUAGAAAAAUCCUAUCCAUUUAAAGAUGUGUUUACAAAAACAUUUUAAUUUAAAUAGGUUACAUUUUUUUAAAAACUAUGUUACCAUUUGAUGAAUUUCUUAAUGGCUUUUAUAACAUUAUUUGUCUAGUUAUUAUGACUAACUAUUUUGCUAGUGUGUUUAUAUCUAUGUGAAUUUAAAGCUUUCAGGUCUGAAACAAUUUACGAAUAAUCAUGACAUGUAACAUAUAAUAGCAGCACCUAGAUACCAAGGUUGUUGAGAAAAGGUAAAGAAAAUAUUACGAAACAUAGGUAAACUCUCAGGAGGACUCAAACCACAGACCUCGAGCCAGCCCUCUUCUCUGGCAACAAUCAGGUUCCCAGUCUAACACAUAUCUAGACCACCCGGGUCACCCCAAAAAUCAGUUUUGUUAUCUGGCCUUUACAUCACUAUUAUAUGUUACAUGUCAUGUGUUUAUACAUAGAGGAGAAGAUUGUAUAAAGACACUAUAAGUAAAGAAAGAUAAAGCAAGAAAGAUGUCCAAGAGAUUUAUUGUUUGCCCUAAUACAAUUUUGCUAUUGGAGUUUCUAUCUAAAAAAAAACAACUAUUUACAUGAGGUUCUUUAUUUGAAAUAAUUUGUAUUUGGGAACUUCAAUAUGAUUUGUGUACCUAUAUAUCUUUGAAGGGAAAAUGUUAUAACAAUAUGAUUAAGAAAAUGUGAACAUGAGAUGCUGCGGUCUAUUCAUUUGAUGUAAAAAUAUUUUUAUUUUAAAUUCAUAUAUGCAGUGAUCAAAUAAAUUAUCUAAUACUA
Biomphalaria glabrata is the source of this 7266-nucleotide messenger RNA. RefSeq names its product beta-secretase 1-like. Gene Ontology annotation, cellular component: membrane; endosome; trans-Golgi network. NCBI's taxonomy places the organism in Eukaryota, Metazoa, Mollusca, Gastropoda, Planorbidae. The record is from RefSeq and is a predicted model, not a curated record. The transcript has 10 exons. Gene Ontology annotation, biological process: amyloid-beta metabolic process; membrane protein ectodomain proteolysis. Gene Ontology annotation, molecular function: aspartic-type endopeptidase activity. Bases 410 to 1978 code for a protein of 522 amino acids.